Molecule: messenger RNA, 717 nt
Organism: Vicia faba (fava bean)
Lineage: Eukaryota; Viridiplantae; Streptophyta; Magnoliopsida; Fabales; Fabaceae
Source: the annotation of a GenBank genome assembly
AUGAAAUUGGGAGAUAAAUUUCUAAACAAGAAUGGGAGGCUAGUCUCUGUUGAUGUUCAACCUUUAGUCUCUUAUGCUCAGAGAUAUUGGAGUUCAGAAUUAUUAUCUGUUGACAGAGAUGUUUUGCGCAACCUCAAUGCACUCUACAGUUUUUCAGUUAAUAAAGCUUUUCCCGAGUUCCGUCAAGCACAACCUCUAUUGAAUAUCUAUGAAAUCUCAAAGUUUCUUCUCAAGUCCAAGUGUUUUAGUCAUGGCCACGAAUUCACUGGAAAAAGAAAUAUGAUUGAUCAAAGGAUAACUGAUGUUUGGCAGGAUAUUAGGAAAGAGCUCAUCUAUGAAAACAUUAGACAAAAAGGUAAAUUGACCUACGGUCUAAUUGGAAGGGUGGUGGUUAUGAUUCUUGGCACGGCUAAUGUUAAAGAUGAACUGUUUGUGCAAAUUAUGACAAAGUUUGAAGCAAACAAACCAUGGAAAGAUUUCAUUGAGAGCUUACGUUUGUGUUCAGAACAUGAAAAUGUACCGGGCAAUAAGGCAGUUUUAGAGAUACAUUGCAUGGUUAAGCUUCAGGAAGCAUUGAAGGAUACUUGCAACGUGAAUUGGGUAGCGGAAGUCGACUAUGUAGCUCCUGGUUGCUUUAUGUAUCUUGUUGAGUGGUUACUGCUAUUGACAUCAUGCUUGAAGGGGUCCAUUUAUGCUACAAAGUCAUCUUUCACUUAA